AUGACCUCUAUUGGAACCGGGUACGAUCUCUCGGCCAGUACCUAUUCUCCCGAUGGUCGUAUAUUCCAGGUAGAAUACGCGAACAAGGCAGUAGAGAACUCUGGCACCGCGAUCGGCUUGCGCGUCAAGGAUGGUGUGGUUCUCGCGGUGGAGAAGCUGGUACACUCCAAGCUCUUGGUACCGGAGGCGAACAGGCGGAUACAGACAGUAGACAAGCAUAUCGGUUUGGCAUCCGCUGGUUACCUCGCGGAUGGAAGGCAUCUGUCGAACCGUGCCAGAGAUGAAGCUUCAAGCUACCGCGAGAACUACCGCGCUCCCCCGACAUUGCAGUAUGUCGUCGACCGUGUGGGAUUGUACGUGCAAGCGUACACCUUGUACUCCUCCGUACGGCCAUUUGGAUGCAGCACGAUUCUUGGUGCUGUGGACAAGAACGGGCCCGCACUUUUUGUUGUCGAGCCCAGCGGUGUAUCAUAUGGUUAUCGAGGUGCUGCGGUCGGCAAGGGCCGUCAGCUCGCAAAGACUGAGCUUGAGAAGCUCAAGUUCGCAGAACUGACGAUGAGGGAGGCUGCCGUUGAAGCUGCUAGGAUCAUUUACCUCGUCCACGACGACGCGAAGGAGAAGGAUUUCGAGCUCGAAAUGUCCUGGAUUGGCGAUGAAAGCAAUGGCGUCCACCUGCCUGUCCCAAAAGACCUUUUUGACGAGGCAUCGAGGAAGGCGAAGGAAGCAUUGGAGAACUUCGAGUAA
Epithele typhae is the source of this 744-nucleotide messenger RNA. Its product is annotated as 20S proteasome subunit. The coding region runs from base 1 to 744 and encodes 247 amino acids. Gene Ontology annotation, cellular component: proteasome core complex; nucleus; proteasome core complex, alpha-subunit complex. NCBI's taxonomy places the organism in Eukaryota, Fungi, Basidiomycota, Agaricomycetes, Polyporales, Epitheliaceae. The record is from RefSeq and is a predicted model, not a curated record. Gene Ontology annotation, biological process: ubiquitin-dependent protein catabolic process. The transcript is spliced from 7 exons.